AUGACGUCACGUGCGUCGCAUGGCGUCAGCGGCGGUGGCGGACGGCCGAGAGCUGGACGGUAUGAGCUAGGUAGGACGCUAGGAGAAGGUAAUUUUGCCAAGGUGAAGUUUGCGAGGAACGUUGAAACUGGAGAACAUGUAGCUAUCAAAAUUCUUGAUAAGGAGAAAAUUCUCAAGCAUAAAAUGAUUCGUCAGAUAAAACAAGAAAUAUCAACAAUGAAACUGAUUAGACACCCAAAUGUUAUUCGCAUGCAUGAGGUGAUAGCCAACAAAUCAAAGAUAUUCAUUGUAAUGGAAAUUGUGACUGGUGGGGAGCUGUUCGACAAAAUUGCACGGAGUGGAAGGUUGAAAGAAGAUGAAGCAAGAAAAUACUUUCAGCAGCUUAUAUGUGCUGUGGAUUACUGUCAUAGUAGAGGUGUUUGCCACAGAGACCUAAAGCCUGAGAAUUUGUUACUGGAUGCUAAUGGAGUGCUUAAAGUAUCGGAUUUUGGAUUGAGUGCAUUGCCUCAACAAGUUCGGGAAGAUGGGCUACUUCAUACAACAUGCGGUACACCAAAUUAUGUUGCUCCAGAGGUGAUUGACAACAAAGGGUAUGAUGGUGCAAAGGCAGAUCUCUGGUCAUGUGGUGUUAUUCUUUUUGUUUUAAUGGCUGGCUAUUUGCCCUUUGAAGAAGACAAUCUUAUGGCUUUAUAUAAAAAGAUUUUUAAGGCUGACUUCGCCUGUCCUCCAUGGUUCUCUUCAAGUGCAAAGAAACUAAUCAAGAGAAUCCUUGAUCCCAAUCCCCGCACCCGGAUUACAAUUGCUGAUGUAAUUGAAAAUGAGUGGUUCAAGAAGGGAUAUGCGCCUCCUGUGUUUGAACAGGCUAAUGUUAGUCUUGAUGAUGUAAAUUUUAUUUUCAAUGGUUCUAUGGAUUCAGAUAAUAGUGUUGUUGAGAGGCAUGAAGAGGGGCCAGUUGCACCUGUGACCAUGAAUGCAUUUGAACUUAUUUCUAAAUCUCAGGGCCUCAACCUUAGUAGUCUUUUCGAGAAGCAAAUGGGACUUGUUAAAAGGGAAACAAGAUUCACAUCCAAAUGUUCAGCGAAUGAGAUAAUUUCAAAAAUUGAGGCAGCGGCAGGACCUCUGGGGUUUGAUGUCAAGAAGAACAACUGCAAGUUAAGGAUUCACGGGGAAAAGACUGGACGGAAAGGUCAUCUAUCUGUAGCCACAGAGAUUUUGGAGGUGGCCCCUUCAAUUUACAUGGUUGAGAUGCGAAAGUUUGAAGGAGAUACUCUGGAAUUUCACAAGUUCUACAAAAAUAUAUCAACUGGACUGAAGGAUAUCGUUUGGAAAGCCGAUCCUAUUGCUGAAGAAAUAGACACCGGUGGCAGUAGUAAAUCAAAAUAA
Vicia faba (fava bean) is the source of this 1383-nucleotide messenger RNA. The record is from the annotation of a GenBank genome assembly. NCBI's taxonomy places the organism in Eukaryota, Viridiplantae, Streptophyta, Magnoliopsida, Fabales, Fabaceae.